CUAGUCUUGUUGAGUCUGCAGUCACUGUUCACAGCAAUUCAAGAUGGAGAGAAAGCAGCGUACUACAAUUUCCGUAAGGUGGUUGUAAACAAGAAAGUUGGGCAAAGGAAACGCUUUUCUGCCAAAGACAACGAAGAUUUACUACGAAAUGGCGAAAUCCGUGCUAAGCUCGGAUACAUUACCGAAGGCGGGACGAGUAAACGAAGUGUGUCGGGAAUGGCUAGUGCACGAGGAUGGAGCACUUGCGUAUCGUCUUCAAGACGAAGAAAUCAAAGAGCAUUACACGGGUAAUAAGGUUCGCAAUGCGCAAGUAAGGGAGGACUUACCGAGAGCACGAGUCGAGCAAGAAUUAGAAACACUCAGAUAUCAAUCCUACGUUCAACAGCACGUUUCAUUUUGUAGAGAAGAAAGAGAUGCUCUUGUUGCAAGACAAAUAGCGCUGUCUCUGGAACGAGAGGAGAGGAAAAAGGAACGGGAAUUGCAGGAACAAAUGAGGUUGCAAUUGAGAUUGGACGACGAGGCUGCUCAGCUUGAAAUUAAUCGCCAUAUCCAAGAAGAAAAGGACGAGGAGUUGGCAAGAAAAUUGCAGCAGGAAGAGGAAGAGAAAGCUGUAGAUACUCACGAUGGACCAGUCAACGAGCAGCUGUUACUGGAUCAAAAAAUUGCGAUGGAAGCACAGGAUGCUGAAUUGGCCCGCAUGCUUCAGGAAAAGGAACGUAUGAAAGCGAGGAAAGCAAGACAGAGAGCGAAACAGAGAAAGUUGGAACGCCAACAGCUUCAGGAACUCGAUGAUCAGAAUCCCUCGGAGAAGCCUCAGAGACCGGAUAAGCUUGAUUUAAAGAAUGUACAAAGCAAGAGCAGAGUGCAGCAUACGCAAAAUUAUCCCCAUUAUUCAGAUCCUGAGGAAAUACAAACGUUGGACGAGUCUGUGGAAAAUAUGAGGGAAGUACCUAACGUUGCUGCUAUCAUCGACCCUACGUACAAUGGAAACUUACAUCGAAAUACUUCGAGUAGUUCGAGCAGCACUGUGAGCCCAACCCAUGCGUUACCUACACCACCACCGGAGCUUAUGAACGAUGAUGCUCCAUGUUACAUGCCUAUACAAGGACAACGACGAAAUCAAAUUCAAUCCCCGUCCCAAACUCACGAAGAGAAACACAAGCGCCGUGUGAAAGAUAGUUGCAAACAGCAGUAAAAAGCUAGCAUUAAGUCCCUCUAUUAAUAAUAAGUAUUUUUCACUGACGGAUAUUUUCGUUGCCAUGAAAAGAGUACAUAAGUUACUUACCGUAAGUUAUUUAGGGAUCGUAUUUGUAUCAGUGAAACUAAGGUUUAUACGUUAAGAAAGUUCUGUUUAAGAUUUAUACCUGAAGCAUAUCUCAGCUAAAGCAAUAUUUUUCAGCGUUACAUAAAUGUGCCUUUCAAAAUGGGUACGGUGUAAAAGAAAAUCAAAAGAUUCCAUGACAAACUUACAGACACUUUGAAUAAUCAAAUUGCACCGUCCUGCAUCUUAGAACUGCCUUCUACAAUUUAUAUUAAUGUUUGACCUAAAAAAUGAUAUUGCUGUUGAUGUUGUAUAAUGCUAAUGGAAAGAUGCUUGCGAGAAAAGAUAGGGAAAUAAUUAACGGAAUAGACAAUCAGGAUUAUGAUAAAAUAUAUUUAAAUAAUCGUGUACAAAGAUUGAUCAUUUGGACUGAACAUCAAAUGAAUCUUUAAACGAAAUUUAUUAUAGAUUUAAUAUAUUUCUAUGAAUUUUUGCUUGAUUUUUUAAAGCAAGUACGUUUUCUCUUUAAAUUAAGGCGCAGAACAAACGAAUAACUUACUGCCAAAGAUACCAUUUAUAACAAACUUGUACCAGAUCAAGUAUUAGCAAAAAGAUAAAAUCCAAUGAAAAAAUAUGCUAAACUAUAAAUGCGUGCUAAUUAGAAAUAUUAAAUACAUAAUAAUUUAAAUGAUUUUUUCAACAGUCUUGUUACGGUUCAAAGACAAAGAAUUGUGUAGGUGUAUCGAUAAUUUUUAUGAUGCUUUAACUGUCUUAAUCUUAAGUUCAAUAAUCAAGAUAUAUAUAAUCUAUUGAAAAUGUAAAUGUAUACAUUUGUAGUAUUAUUUAAUACUGUUUCAGUAUUUAAGCUUAACAAGUUAUUAUUUAUGGUGAUUGGAAAUUUAUUCUGUAAUGACCAUAUGUAUUAAUUCUUUUUUACAUUUAUUGUAUGAAUACAGCUAUACAUGGGUAUAUUAAUAAAUUAUUUACAAAGUUA
Molecule: messenger RNA, 2255 nt
Organism: Osmia bicornis bicornis
Lineage: Eukaryota; Metazoa; Arthropoda; Insecta; Hymenoptera; Megachilidae
Product: coiled-coil domain-containing protein 50
Exons: 5
Coding region: 149-1195 (348 amino acids)
Source: RefSeq, a predicted model, not a curated record